Molecule: messenger RNA, 3076 nt
Organism: Amphiprion ocellaris (clown anemonefish)
Lineage: Eukaryota; Metazoa; Chordata; Actinopteri; Pomacentridae
Gene: sapcd2
Product: suppressor APC domain containing 2
Exons: 6
Coding region: 233-1639 (468 amino acids)
Source: RefSeq, a predicted model, not a curated record
AGGAAAGUUUGGAUCAGAGAGCGGCGAAGGACAGAGCAGAGCAGAGUCAAUAAACUGGGACAUAAACGGGAUUAUUUUAGUUAAAAUUACAGAAAAUAUAUGUUAUUGUCGUUCUGUAAGUAGGUGAGGAUUCCUGUUAGUGCUCUGUGUGUUUAGCUGUGUGUUCAUACCGCGUUAGCUCACCUCCGUCGGUGUGUUUCUGAAUGAUUGGUCCGUGGUCAUCGAUACCUCAAUGGCUUUGAUAGCGACCGAGCAGAGCUGCAAACUGAACGGGACCUACAGCAGAGUCGGGCCGAGGAGAGACGUCCUUCACGGGCCCGCGGACGGCUUCAAAUCUGCCAAAAUGCAGCCCAAAGAGUCGGAGUAUUCAACAGAUGGCCUCCCCAAAGCCUUCCUGCACAGCCUCAGGACCCUGUUUGACAUUUUGGAUGACGGCGGACGAGGCUACGUUCACAUCUCGGAGAUCGAGAGCCGCUGGCAGGGCGCAGACACCCGGGAGCUGCCGGGCGGAGUGCUGGGUUGCCUCAGGAGGGUCACCCCGCCGCAUGGUUGCCUCACCUUCGAGCGGUUCGUCGCCGGGCUGCGGUACUCCAUGCUCAACCCGGAGAACAGCUCCCACUUCAAGGCCCAGGCUGCCGUACACCCGCAGCUGGCUCCGAAGAAACCCGCCCCGCUGUCCACAUGCAGCGUCGGGACCCGGGUGGAGAACAAAGUCCGUCCGUUGGGGCCGAGCAACGUGACGAACACCCAGCAGCACCGGGCGUCCUCCAUGCAGAGCCGGGGCAGGCCGGAGGAGGGGGCCGGGUACCCCGCGUGUGGACCGGUGCGGUACGGCGCGGGCUUCGAGAGGACCGGGCGGAGUUUGGAACGGAUCCCCGUCGCUCCGGAGGGUGGAGGGUGUUACCGUGCAGACCCGGGACAUGCUACCAAACCAACCCAGCCUCAGCAGGGCAAGGGCCGGUCCAUAGAGUCGCUUGCACUGGAGUCACCGCAGCUCCAAAGACCAAGUGUUGUGAAAUCAGGUUUACCAAGAUCUCAGAGUGAAUCAGCUACGGGAUUUACUGGCGGCUCAAGGCGACACGGUCGGAGUCGGGAAGAGCAGAGGAGGCAUACCAUCACCAAUGGAGUGGAUUAUGGAAUGCUGAAGCAAAUGAAAGAGCUGGAGCAAGAAAAGGAUUCUCUGCUGGCGGGCCUGGAAGUGGUGGAACGGGCCCGAGACUGGUACCAGGGCCAAGUCCACAAUGUUACAGAGAGACAGCGGCAGGUCGGCCAGAGCUCCCACUGCACGGACUUCUUCACAGAAGCCAACCAGAGUCGCAUGAAUGUUCUCAUUCCCAAAUUACAAGAGGUCAACCGCUGCCUUAAUGACCUUAUUUCCUGCACUGGAAUGCAGUCAUUUCCUUCCAGCAGUUCUCAAACAGCAGCCCUCUCAGCGAACACCCAGCCUCCAGUCCCAGCUCCUCCACAAGCCAUCCAGAGACUGAAGGACCAGAACCGACUCCUUACUCAGGAGGUGACAGAGAAGAGCGAGCGGAUCGCCCAGCUGGAGCAGGAGAAGUCGGCCUUGAUAAAGCAACUUUUUGAGGCUCGAGCCCGUAGCGCACAAGACACCAGCACCAUGGAUUCCACUUUUAUCUGAAAACAAUUACACUCCACCCAACACUACCAUCAACACCAAAUGUCAGCUAGGAAUCACCCUGAUGUAACGUCAACAUAUCUGUGCUGGUCUGGAUGAAAACGGAAGCCGACUCUUGUUUACUCGACUGACCAUUUAUGGCAGUGAUGCACCUUUUAGCCAUAACACCCCAACGCCCUCGACUACACCCUGAACCAUGCACCACCUAGAUGUGAACACUCCUGAGGAAUAUCUGACCUGAGUGACUUGACCCCGAGAGUCUAUAAGUUCCUUUUACUUACUGCCAUCCUGCAGAAACACUCCCUCUAAGCUGAAGAAAUCAGACGGGUCUCAUCUUCCCAUCACUGCAUUUCUUGCAUGAUUACAGCAUCGGCAAGAUCUCCACUCCCACUCCCAAAAGACUGUUAUUUCUUCUGCUGCUCCGCUGCACAAGCGGCAGAAAAACACGAACCUUCACCGGGAGUCUGCUGAAGCUUGAUUACAGUGGUCCAAAAAAGCGAUUGGACAGUGGGGAGGUUGUUUGUGUUGGAAUAAAAUGCCAUAUUCUUGCAAAUGAAAACAAAUUCUCAGCUGCAUCUGCUUGCUGUGACCUAUCAACUGCAUUUUUUUUUUAAAGCUUGGUACUUUGAUUUACCCAUUAUAAGAGACACUUUCAGUAUUUCCCUUCCUUUAAUGUUAAUUACUGAUCAAUAACUUGUUUACCUUCUUGCUUUUUAUAGUGUUUAAUCCCAAACACUAAGAGAGAGGAAUUACUGAAAGAGCAGCUUGUGUUUUAUAGUAGUAUGUUAAAUGUUAAGACAUUUCAUGAGUUUAUACAUGUUUUUUUUUAACAUUGAAGAAAUGUGGGAGGACAGUGUACAAGCCAAGGGGAUAUAAAGGCAGAGACGCAUUAGAGAAAAGUGGAAGUUUGCAUGUAGAAGAAAGCUGUGGAGGAUGAACGUGGUAGAUGGUGACUGUGCUGGAGUUUGGAGACGAUUCUGAUGUUAAGUCAGAAACAGCAACAACAAAAAAGGUAUCACUUUGGCUAGCUAGUGCUGCACAUCCUCUGCAUGUCUUUACAGUGGAUUCCUGGCAUGGGCCAUUUUUCCAGCUCGAAAUAAUUACCCUCUGAAGAGGUUUCAGUUUGAAACCUGGAGAUUAAAUGUUAGCACGGAUGUGAAAACCCAUUUUGUCCUUGAACGUGUUCCCUUUUAUCAGCCUGAAAAACCGAUCAUUUUAGACUGUAAAAACAUUUAGCCAUCCACAAGUUUACAAAGAGAAGUAUUUAGUUGGUGGGUGGUGGUAGAAAUAAACAUUGUAGUUUUAUAAUGCAUCUAUAUGGUACUGCUGGGAUGUUUUACUGCACAUAACACAGUUAGAUGCUGUUGAUGUCUGUUUCCCAUGCACUUGUUUGAUUGUAUGUUUCUUUGCUGCUCAAAUUAAAUUACGUGUGAAACUCUU